Molecule: messenger RNA, 1124 nt
Organism: Gongylonema pulchrum
Lineage: Eukaryota; Metazoa; Nematoda; Chromadorea; Rhabditida; Gongylonematidae
Source: the annotation of a GenBank genome assembly
AUGAAGUUUAUCUACUGCAGCGGGAGAUUGCUGGAAGCAGUGAAUGUUCAUCGAAUUUACAAAGAUUCAAAAACAUUUGUGGAUAUGGUAAUGAAAAAUGAUCCAGGUUUGAAGAAAUUGCUAUUUUUUGAAUUUUUCCAGAAAUUUCAUGAGAUAAGAAGGAUUAAUCGGAAAUAUUUGAAGCAUCAUUUCCAUUGUCCAGAAAAUACUCUUGAAGCUUUCAACAAACGAUUUGGUGACUUGCCAGCUGGGAUAAUCGACCGCAGUGAUUUGAAGCAAUUUCUGGAUGAUUAUUUUUUGCCGCCUAGUAGUGAACUGAUCAACUGCACCCCUGCAGACUGGGUACCACGCCCGAGAAAACUGAUGCAAAUCACCGAUCCAGUGCUUCGUCACUGGGCUCUGGAUAUUAAUAUGCUGUGGAAAACACUUUGUAAAACGAUCAAUCCCGAAAUGAAAAAGUACGAGUCGCGCUCGUCACUGAUAUACCUACCGCAUAAUUUCAUGAUCCCUGGUGGUCGAUUUCGAGAAUUUUAUUAUUGGGAUACAUACUGGAUAUUGAAAGGAUUGAUUGUUUCUGACAUGCUCAACACAACUAGAGAGAUGAUCCUGAAUCUGGCCCAUAUCGUUGAAAAGCACAGCUUCAUACCGAACGGAGGAAGGAUUUAUUAUUUACAUCGAUCUCAACCGCCGGUGCUUUGUGGUAUGGUGUAUGAGUAUUACGAAAGCACAGAGGAUCUAGAUUUUGUAAAGAAACUACUGCCCAUUAUGACAAAAGAAUUCCAAUGGUGGAAAGUUCAUAGAACAGUGAGUGUAACGAUGAAGAACCAAGAUCGACAUACGGUGUUUCAAUAUCGCACUGAUAGUAAUGUUCCGAGACCGGAAUCUUUCCGAGAAGACAUCCUGUCAUCUGUUGGGAUUGUAAACAAGACCGAAUUUUGGCAGGAUAUAGCCAGCACAGCGGAAUCCGGUUGGGAUUUCAGCAGUCGCUGGCUGCGCGAUAAACGAACUCUGAAAACCGUUGAGACAACUAAAAUUCUACCGGUUGAUCUGAAUGCGCUGAUGUGCUGGAACAUGAAUAUUCUGGAAUAUUUCUACGAACUUGUCGGUAAGCUAAAAAACUGAAU